AUGGAAAGUGUUAGCCCAUUUGCUAUCUAUUUACUUAAUUUUUUUUGUUGUUUUACAGACAGUAAUCCAUGGGAACUUCCUCGACGAUUCCAAAACUUUUCAAUUGUUGUUGAAAAGUUUCGCAACUACAAGAAUGAACAUUUUGAAUACAUAACAACACUAUUCAUAUGUACGUAUUUGUACAAACAAACAUUUGCAAUACCGGGAUCUUUUUUUUUGAAUAUAAUUGCUGGUGCUAUAUAUGAUAUGUGGAUUGGUUUCUUCUUGGUUUGCAUAUUAACAACACUUGGCUCAACACUCUGCUACUUAUUUUCUGAAUUAUUUGGUCGUGAGUAUGUGUUGUAUUAUUUUGGGCAACGUUUAACAUAUCUUCAACAAAAGAUAGACGAUAAUUCAAAUCGCUUGUUGCCAUUUUUAUUGUUUGCUCGAAUGUUUCCGAUCUCACCAAGCUGGUUGCUCAAUAUUGUUGCUCCAUUUUUGAAUAUUCCUUUACCAAUUUUUGCAUUUUCAGCUUUUAUAGGUUUAGCACCGUACAAUUUCAUCUGUGUUCAAGCUGGUUGUAUAUUAUCGGAUUUGAGAAGUUGGGAUGAUAUUUUUAGUACAUCAACGUUAUUAAAGUUAUCAUCUUUUGCUUUACUACCACUGGCUUAUGCACUAUUUGUGCGACCUCGAGCCAGUACCGCUCAGGUUGUCGACAAUUUGAUAACAGAUUUAAUAUUAGUGGCAAAUUAUCAUUGA
This is a messenger RNA of Enterobius vermicularis (human pinworm), 738 nucleotides long. NCBI's taxonomy places the organism in Eukaryota, Metazoa, Nematoda, Chromadorea, Rhabditida, Oxyuridae. The record is from the annotation of a GenBank genome assembly.